This is a messenger RNA of Rhodamnia argentea, 1865 nucleotides long. RefSeq names its product GTP-binding protein ERG. Gene Ontology annotation, biological process: ribosomal small subunit assembly. Bases 234 to 1514 code for a protein of 426 amino acids. The transcript has 8 exons. Lineage: Eukaryota; Viridiplantae; Streptophyta; Magnoliopsida; Myrtales; Myrtaceae. The record is from RefSeq and is a predicted model, not a curated record. Gene Ontology annotation, molecular function: rRNA binding; ribosomal small subunit binding; GTP binding.
AUUGCAAUAGUCGAUUCUUCCAAAUUUCCAGUUCACCACGCGCACAAAACAAGCUCUCUUCUUUUUGCAGAAGAAAGAGAGGAGCAGCAGCAGAGCAAGACAAAAACCCCUAAAACCCUGUGAACUGAAGCAAAGCCGAAACCUUGGAAAAGAAAACCAGACGUCUCACAAACCUCGUCCUCUUCCCGAUUGAUGAGACUCCCGUAGAAGCCGCCUUGAAGCCACGGAGAAAGAUGAAGACUUUGAGAGCGCUCAGAACUCUCGCCGCUCCCCGCACCGGGCCCCACCCAUCCAAUUUCACCUCACCCACCUUCUUCCUCCGUCCCUAUUCGGCCCAGCCUCAGGAGGACUCCGACCACAACGACUCCGAUUCCGUCUUCAACAGUGCCGAUUACGCCAUCCCCACCGGCGUCUCUCCUUCGGGUGCCGGCGACGACCGCGCCCCUCCACAGCCCACGUGGAGCGACGAGCACAGGAGGAGAGCUGAUCAGGUGUUGUUUGGUGAUAAGCCCAUGAGGGUUCUGGAGGUGGAGGAGGAUGUGGAGGAGGAGAAGCGGAGAGUGCUCGCCAAGAUGCUGCUUGAGGCUGCCUUGGGGGAUCCGGAUGAUGAAGACUACAACGACGAGGAGAAGGCGGUGAGGGAGGAAGAUCAGAAGUCUUUGGCCGUAGGGAUAAUCGGCGCUCCCAAUGCCGGGAAGUCCGCUCUCACUAAUUAUAUGGUUGGCACAAAGGUUUCUGCUGUCUCACGGAAAACGAAUACAACAGUUCAUGAGGUGUUAGGAGUCAUGACAAAGGGAGACACUCAAAUAUGCUUCUUUGACACCCCCGGGCUUACACUGACUUGCAGUGGGUUUCCCCAUAAGGACUUGAAAGCACGCGUUGAAAGUGCUUGGAGUGCAGUUAAACUCUAUGAUGUUCUCGUAAUCUUAUUUGACGUUCAGAGGCAUCUUAGCAGACCUGACAUAAGGGUAACUAAAUUGAUUGAACGAAUGGGAGCUCAAGCUCACCCUGGACAAAAACGGGUGUUAUGCAUGAACAAGAUUGAUUUAGUGGAGAAAAAGAAGGACCUCCUACAGGUUGCGAACCAAUUUAAAGAUCUUCCUGGUUAUGACAGGUAUUUCAUGAUAUCUGGGCUGAAGGGUUCUGGGGUGAAAGAUCUUUCUCAGUAUCUUAUGGAGCAGGCAGUUCAAAGACCUUGGGAUGAAGAUCCAAUGGAGAUGAGUGAGGAAAUCAUGAAAAACAUUUCCUUGGAAGUUGUGAGAGAGAAGUUGUUGAACUACAUACACCAGGAAAUUCCCUAUGAGAUUGAGCAUCGCUUGAUGGACUGGAAAGAGUUGCGAGAUGGUUCUCUGAGGAUUGAGCAGCACCUCAUUACCCACAAGCAAAGUCAACGCAAGAUUUUGGUUGGAAAGAAAGGCUCUAAAAUAGGAACGAUAGGGAUCGAAGCAAAUGAAGAGCUAAGAUCCAUCUUCAAGAGAGAUGUCCAUCUCAUUCUCCAGGUUAGAGUAAAGUGACACCAGUUGCAUCAAGAUGAUUUCUACAGCCGGAUCUUGGACUUGCCGUCCUAGUGGUGGGUACACAAGGAAAGUUUUUCAUGAUGCAUCCACACCAUACUUCAUGUCACGAGUCUUGUGACAAGCAGCAGUCAACCAUGGCAAUUGUUGUGCAACCAUUCCACUGUGAAGACGGUGGUCAACAAGGCGGGACAAGAUGCCGAUGCAAAUUCCUAAGAGGGGAUAUGCCCCCAUGACACUCUUGGAGAAAGUUCAAGAUGGAAUGCCUCCUCUAAUAGUUUGUUGCUGUAUUGUUCUUGUCCGUUGUUUUGUUUUUAGUCAGGGUUGAUGAAAGUCCAUCUAUUUUUUUGU